UUCUCAUUCGUCGUUUCCUUGUUUGUGCUUUCUUCAUUCGUCAGGUUUUGUGUUUUGUUUUUUUUUUAAAAAGGAAACUGAAAUAUGAAUGGCGAGGGAAAACUUGAGACUGGAGGACCUAGCGCCGCCGCACCAAAGAAGGAGGAAGAGGAUGAGGAAGAAGUAGUUGGCAACAGACUUGUCUACAUGUGGGGUUACUUGCCCGGAGCUUCGCCGCAACGCUCCCCUCUGAUGUCACCGGUCGAAGUGAAGAUCCCCUCAGCUGUUGGAAGUUCUUGGAAAGAUGUUUCCGGCGGUGGAUGCGGUUUCGCUAUGGCUACUGCAGAGUCAGGGAAGCUAAUAACAUGGGGUUCGACUGAUGAUCUAGGUCAAAGCUAUGUGACAUCUGGGAAGCACGGGGAAACUCCAGAGCCUUUUCCUCUUCCUCCAGAGGUUUGUGUACACAAAGCUCAGGCUGGAUGGGCUCAUUGUGUGGCUGUCACAGAGAAUCAAGAAGUUUAUACAUGGGGGUGGAGAGAAUGUAUACCCACAGGGAGAGUGUUCGGUCAAGUAGAGGGAGAUUCAUGUCAAAGAAACAUUUCGUUCUCAGCAGAGCAAGUGAGCCCCAGUUCUCAAGGAAAAAAAUCUAGUGGUGGAACGUCUUCUCAAACUGAAGCUAGAGGUAAAGGGGAAGCAACAAAGAAAAGGCGGAUUUCACCAGCAAAGCUAGCUGCUGAGAAUUCAUCACAGUCUGAUAACAACGACCUCUCGGCAUUGCCUUGCCUUGUAUCUUUGGCACCAGGAGUUAGGAUUGUGAGUGUUGCUGCUGGUGGACGUCAUACUCUAGCAUUAUCAGAUAUUGGACAAGUUUGGGGUUGGGGUUAUGGAGGAGAAGGACAGCUUGGCUUGGGCUCCCGUGUACGCCUAGUCUCCUCUCCUCAUCCUAUCCCAUGUAUUGAGCCUUCUUCUUAUGGAAAAGGCACCGUUUCUGGUGUAAACAUGAGUUCAGAAGUGCAAUGCGGCCGAGUUCUUGGAAGUUAUGUAAAAAAAAUUGCAUGUGGAGGGCGGCACAGUGCUGUUAUUACAGAUACUGGAGCACUCCUUACAUUUGGUUGGGGGCUUUAUGGACAGUGUGGCCAAGGAAGUACAGAUGAUGAACUAAGUCCAACAUGUGUGUCAUCUUUGUUGGGAAUCCGAAUAGAAGAAGUGGCUGCAGGUCUAUGGCACACGAUCUGCGCUUCAUCUGAUGGGGAUGUGUAUUCAUUUGGUGGAAACCAAUUUGGACAGUUAGGCACUGGUUGUGAUCAAGCUGAGACUCUUCCAAAAUUAUUGGAGGCUCCAAAUUUGGAAAACGCAAACGUAAAAACAAUCUCGUGCGGUGCUCGUCACACCGCUGUAAUCGCAGAUGAAGGGAAAGUAUUCUGCUGGGGAUGGAACAAAUACGGACAGUUGGGUCUAGGAGAUGUGAUUGACCGGAAUGCUCCAUCAGAGGUUAGAAUCAAAGACUGCGUCCCCAAAAACAUUGCAUGCGGUUGGUGGCAUACUCUGCUUCUAGGCCAGUCCUCUCUCUGAACAGACUUGACACACUCCAAAUUUUGUUAGGGGUUUUAUUAGAGCAAACGAUCAGAUUUUUUUCUGUUUGACCCUUUAUUUUAUAUACACGUUAGAGGUAUACUUCUGUACAUACACCAGCAGCAUUUUUAUGCAAUGUAAGUCUUGAGUUAUCCAGCUUUUGUUUCUUCUGAUAAUUUAGCUUAACUUAAAAAAGAGGAUAAUCCAUUUUUAUGCAACGUAAGUCUUAUCUUUUGUUUCAAGUGAAGUUCUUUUUGCUCUUAUCAA
Molecule: messenger RNA, 1818 nt
Organism: Capsella rubella
Lineage: Eukaryota; Viridiplantae; Streptophyta; Magnoliopsida; Brassicales; Brassicaceae
Product: ultraviolet-B receptor UVR8
Exons: 10
Coding region: 85-1551 (488 amino acids)
Source: RefSeq, a predicted model, not a curated record